GGGUUGAAAACGCGGCAUGGAGAACCAGAUAAUGGGCAUUGGCUAUUUGACAGGCAUAUUAAACUCCCCUCUUUGCUCUUACUCCUUGCUGUUUACUUCGACUGGAUAGUAUUCAGAAGGAAAUGAUGGAGAUCAACCUGGACCCACCAGCCGGCUGCAGUGCGGCACCUAAGAGCGACAACCUGUACAGCUGGACGGCAACGAUUACAGGACCGAGCGAUUCGCCAUAUGCUAAUGGUGUCUUCUUUCUCGACAUACAAUUUCCUCAGGACUAUCCUUUCCAGCCUCCAAAGGUUACAUUCCGCACCCGUAUCUAUCACUGCAACAUCAACAACCAGGGUCAUAUUUGCCUGGACACCUUGAAAGACAACUGGUCGCCUGCCUUGACCAUCUCGAAGGUCCUGCUUUCAAUCACCUCGCUCUUAGCGGACGCCAACCCUCAUGAUCCGUUGGUCGAAAGCAUUGCCAGUCAGUUCUUGAACGAUCGACAAGAGCACGACCGUGUGGCAAGAGACUGGACCAAGAGAUAUGCCAGAGAUUAGAGUUCGCCGUGGGUUUCAUAUGGGCAACUCCCUUCUGAUCUAGUCAUUCAUCCCGUUUGCACAGGAUAUUUUAAAGUGUGAUUG
This is a messenger RNA of Gamsiella multidivaricata, 626 nucleotides long. RefSeq names its product ubiquitin-conjugating enzyme/RWD-like protein. The transcript is spliced from 5 exons. Gene Ontology annotation, molecular function: ubiquitin conjugating enzyme activity. Gene Ontology annotation, biological process: protein polyubiquitination. The coding region runs from base 123 to 542 and encodes 139 amino acids. Lineage: Eukaryota; Fungi; Mortierellomycota; Mortierellomycetes; Mortierellales; Mortierellaceae. The record is from RefSeq and is a predicted model, not a curated record. Gene Ontology annotation, cellular component: nucleus.